Messenger RNA from Priapulus caudatus, 393 nucleotides. RefSeq names its product KIF1-binding protein-like. The coding region runs from base 1 to 381 and encodes 126 amino acids. The transcript is spliced from 3 exons. The record is from RefSeq and is a predicted model, not a curated record. Lineage: Eukaryota; Metazoa; Priapulida; Priapulimorpha; Priapulimorphida; Priapulidae.
AUGGCGAGGAACUCGCGGCAAGGUUACAAGGGACCUAUCCCCGCCUGUCGGCGGAAGUCACGCGCCGCAGACGACACACGGAGCGGUUAUUCUUUCUUCGUUAACGUGCGACGGAAAAAAUCAGAUCUGACAGAACGACAAAAAAACGCAUUCCAGUUGGCUGACCCCUCGCUCGCGGACGCGCGUAAGUUCUACUCGCUCUACGACCACGUGUUGGACUACGCCGAGCUCACGUGCGACUCCAGCCUGCUCUACAAGCUGCUCACGUUCUUCGAGUCGGACUUUGAGCGUAAGUCGAAGAUGCACAAGCGGCACGUCGACACGCCGCGGGGAGUGCUCGGCGAGCUCACCCCGUUCCACUACCUCCUCGUCUGCCGGUAGCUGACGUACGAG